Molecule: messenger RNA, 861 nt
Organism: Talaromyces stipitatus ATCC 10500
Lineage: Eukaryota; Fungi; Ascomycota; Eurotiomycetes; Eurotiales; Trichocomaceae
Product: dienelactone hydrolase, putative
Exons: 5
Coding region: 29-778 (249 amino acids)
Molecular function (GO): hydrolase activity
Source: RefSeq, a predicted model, not a curated record
ACACCGCAAGAAAGAAGACCACAGAAACAUGGCAUUGAAAAUUUCAGAUAAGGUUUCCUUGACUGUUAUACGGGAUUCUUACAGUCCAUGGGGUUCUGAGGAAACAAUUGGUGAUGUGAAGACAUAUACCACUGGCAGACAGGACGCUACAAUAGGCGUGAUUGAUGUAUACGAUGUAUUCGGUAUAUCUAACCACACCCAGCAAGGCGCAGAUUUAGUCGCUUCUACGCUCGACGCCGUAGUCAUCGUCCCCGACUUACUCAAGGGCACAUAUGCAAAGCCCGAAUGGUUCCCCCUCGACUCGGACGAGAAACGUGCUCACUUCUUUGGGUUUCUGAAGGGAUAUGCAGCACCGAAUAAGCAUGUUGAUCCGUUGUUGGAGUUUAUGAAACAUGUCCAAAGUCGAUUUCCAACGGUGACGAAAUGGGGGUCUUUUGGGUUAUGUUGGGGUGCGAAGGUCGUAGCGUUAACUUCGAUGGCCGACACUCCAUUUAAAGUAUCCGCCCAAGCGCAUCCAGGCAUGCUAGACCCCGCCGACGCAAAAAAGAUAACAAUCCCCCAUCUGGUUAUGGCAUCCAAGGACGAGCCAAGCGAGGCAGUUGCAAAUUUCAAGACAGUCAUUGAGAAGAAUGGUAGCGGCGGAUCUCUGACCACAUAUAUGACAAUGCACCAUGGUUGGAUGGGAUCAAAGGCCAAUUUGGUUGAAGAGGAGACAUUUGUGGGAUACAAACAGGGGUAUACCCAGCUGAUAGAGUUUUUCAAGGAAUAUCUGGUUUGAGAACUGAUUCCCCUUGCGAGUGUGUAUAGUGGCUUCACAGAUAGUUAGAUAGCUUCGUAUCAGGGAUUAGGGUAACGAUUGAG